AUUCCUGCAGAAGAGGAUGUACAUCUCCUUUCUCCCUGGAUUCUCUCUCCUCGCCGGUAACGAGAAAAAGAAAGAAUAAGAAAAGCAGAAAUUUUGGGCGACUCUUCAGAGCUAAAACGGAGUUCUCUCCAGGGAACAGAGUGGUGUAAUCGGCAAAUUUUGGCUAUUUGGGGUGCUUUCCGAGCUAUGGUAAUCUUGUUGUUAGGUCUGGAGCCUGCGAUUUUGGUUCCAAUUAGGGUUAGGGUUUUCGACAAUUCUAACAGGUGAUGUUUCUGCGACGGAGCAGGUGAUGAUCUCAGGUCUAGGGUUUGGUUUUUGGACUUCUGCGUAGGAGGGUUGUUUGGUCUUUGGUGUGUCUCUGUUUUGUGUUUGUCGCCGUGACUGUAAUGCUCUGACUGAUGGCCUCGGUGAAUCCACAACCACUGCAAAGUAUUCCUCCGUACGAAGGUCACGAAGAUCGGUUUCAGAUUCCCAUCCAGAUCGACGACGACGGAGGUGGAUACGAAGCUGAUGGAAUUGAUGCCGUGGGCGAUGAGGCGAUGGAUGAUGUUGACGACGUUCACGUGAAUUCUGGAAACCGUGUUGAUCAAACUUAUGGUUUGGCGUCUCGGACAAGUGAGCUGACGCUCUCCUUUGAAGGCGAGGUUUACGUUUUCCAUGCCGUGACGCCAGAAAAGGUUCAAGCAGUAUUAUUGCUUCUGGGAGGGUGCGAUAUACCUGCUGGUGUUUCUAGUAUUGAAGUACCUUACCAGAACAAUAGGGGUGUGGUUGAGGGUCCAAGACGCUCAAAUCUUUCACGAAGAAUUGCGUCCUUGGUUAGAUUUCGCGAGAAGCGCAAGGAGCGAAAUUUCGACAAGAAAAUCCGAUACACUGUCCGGAAGGAGGUUGCACAGAGGAUGCAUCGCAAGAAUGGCCAAUUUGCAUCUUUGAAGGAGAAUUAUAAAGAAGGGCUACCUGCCUCUGGCAGUUGGGAUCCUGCACAGGGUUGCCCUCAGGAUGAUGGUACUCCUCGUCCAGAAAUUGUUCUCCGGAAAUGUCAGCACUGUGGCAUUAGUGAGAAGUCCACUCCAGCAAUGCGUCGUGGGCCAGCUGGUCCAAGGUCUCUUUGCAAUGCGUGUGGCCUUAUGUGGGCAAAUAAGGGAACUUUGAGAGAUCUGUCCAAGGGAGGAAGGAGUGUUUCCUUUGACCAGAAUGAGCCUGGAACUCCAUGUGAAACAAAAGUUUCAACUAUGGAAGCUUCAAAUCCUUCUGCCAACCGGGAUGGACAGCAGGGAACUCUAGAAGAUUUUCCAAAGACUAUUGUAGGAAGUGAGAAUUCUUUGGUCAACCAAAAUGUGCAGGGAAGUCCAGAAGAAUCAAAGCCUUUACCCUUGGAAUUUGGGAAUCCUUCUAUUAAUCAGGUUGAGCAGGAAAACUUGGAUGAUCUUGCUAAUACUUCAGAAAUAGAUAUUCCUUCCAACUUGGAUGAAACAGCCUGAAAUGGGGAGUGAUGGCCAGCCGCCAGCGAAUUACAUUGAACCCCAAGUGUAUGUUUGCUACCUGACUUGGACGAGAGGAUAAGAAAGGGGCAGUGCUGGUUGCUACUGACAUUAGAUUUCUGCAGAUGAUUCAUGUUCAUAAAAUACCUAGGAUGUGAUUUGUGUAUGGGAAAACCAGCCGAGUGUUCAAUCUAUAAUAUGAUCAAUCUAGUUUUGUUUUUUAUCCUUGCAUUGGAUUUUAUAUAAAAUGUGAUGGCUUCUGAUUUUACAUAUGCUUUCUGAUGUGUGGAUGAUUGCUUUA
This is a messenger RNA of Nelumbo nucifera (sacred lotus), 1779 nucleotides long. Its product is annotated as GATA transcription factor 28-like. The record is from RefSeq and is a predicted model, not a curated record. Lineage: Eukaryota; Viridiplantae; Streptophyta; Magnoliopsida; Proteales; Nelumbonaceae. Gene Ontology annotation, biological process: regulation of DNA-templated transcription. Gene Ontology annotation, molecular function: protein binding; zinc ion binding; sequence-specific DNA binding.